Molecule: messenger RNA, 633 nt
Organism: Lathyrus sativus (Indian pea)
Lineage: Eukaryota; Viridiplantae; Streptophyta; Magnoliopsida; Fabales; Fabaceae
Source: the annotation of a GenBank genome assembly
AUGGCGAAAGUGACACUUCACGUGUACGACUUGACCAGUGGUUCGGAGAAAACGAACAGCACCGUUGUUCACAUCAACAAGAUCUUCAAGAACGGUAUUGGUCUCGGUGGAAUAUUCCACAGCGCUGUUCAGGUUUAUGGAGAUGAAGAAUGGUCAUUUGGAUUCUGUGAGGAAGGAACUGGAGUUUUCAGUUCUCCUUCUGGGAAGAACACAGCGUUUACAUAUAGAAAAUCCCUUGUUCUAGGAAAAACAAACUACAAUAUUUUCAAGGUAAAUCAAAUAUUAAGAGAACUUAGUAGAGAGUGGCCUGGAAAUUCUUAUGAUCUCUUCUCCAAAAACUGCAACCACUUCUGUGAUGAAUUUUGUCGAAGACUAGGCGUUCCAAAACCUCCAGGUUGGGUUAACAGGUUUGCGAACAUUGGUGAUCUUGCUAAGGAAGUGGCUGGGAAUGCAACAUCGCGGUUCAGGCAAGCAAAAACAGAGAUUGUAUCAGCAUGCAAAGCAGCGCACCGAAUCCUGUUCUGUGUUACAAAUAAUGUUAAAGCUGAUAUGGAUGAUUCCCCUAGAGAAGAAGAAUCUCCUAGAGUUCAACAUGCUUAUUUUACUAAUGGUGUGAAACCAUCUACUUUCUAG